AGAUAGAGCUCUACUUCGACCGAGGAAACCACCACGACUUUCUGUCUCUGGUGAGGCAGCUCUCUCCUCCGGGGGAACUGACUCAGUCCGCUGUGUUUGAUUUCGAGUUUCAUCACGUCGAGAAACCCUACGAGUCGUACACCGGGACCAAUGUCAAGUUGAGGUAUUUCCUGCGGGUGGUGGUGGUGAGGAGACUCUCGGACCUGACGAAGGAGCUGGACCUGGCCGUCCACGCCCUCUCCUCCUUCCCAGAGAUGGUCAACUCUCUCAAGAUGGAGGUGGGCAUCGAGGACUGUCUGCACAUUGAGUUUGAAUACAACAAGUCCAAGUAUCACCUGCGGGACAUAGUGGUGGGGAAGAUCUACUUCCUCCUGGUCCGUAUCAAGAUCAAACACAUGGAGAUUGCCAUCAUCAAGAAAGAAACUUCCGGAACACCUCCCAAUAUCUAUACUGAGAAUGAGCAGGUAGCCAAGUAUGAGAUCAUGGAUGGUGCUCCUGUCAGAGGUACACACACAUACAUUUACUAUGGACAGUGA
This is a messenger RNA of Geodia barretti, 536 nucleotides long. Lineage: Eukaryota; Metazoa; Porifera; Demospongiae; Tetractinellida; Geodiidae. The record is from the annotation of a GenBank genome assembly.